AUGCUGGGGGAACUAAUAUUUCUUUUUAGAAGUCUCCAUGGGAUACUUGCCUCCUCAGGCACCAUAGGAGCAGUGGCGGCUUGGCUGAUAAACUAUAAGCCAGCCUUGUUUGGGUUCUUACUCCUUCUGCUGUUGCUUACCAACUGGCUGGUCAAGUAUGAACACAAGCUCACCCCCUCAGAGCCCCAGCAGGAGGAGGCAGAGACACCAAAGGCUUCUGAAAACAAACCCAACACCAAUGCCAUAAGCAGGAAAGAAGUGGAGAGGAUGCACGCUUGCUUCGCCCUCCAGGACAAAGUCUUAGAACGGCUUUUGUUCAACGAAAUGAAACUGAAGGUCUUAGAAAAUCAGAUGUUCAUCGUAUGGAAUAAAAUGAAUCGCCACCGGCGGUCAAGCAGACAUCGGAAUUUACCCACAAGGAGACACAGAAUGAGGAGGCAAGAACGGACUUUCUCCACCCUCUCCGAUUGUACUUCCAACUCCCCACCCUGAUGAGGCUGAGGGGGGCUGGCCUGCGC
Lemur catta (Ring-tailed lemur) is the source of this 518-nucleotide messenger RNA. RefSeq names its product testis expressed 46 (gene TEX46). Lineage: Eukaryota; Metazoa; Chordata; Mammalia; Primates; Lemuridae. The record is from RefSeq and is a predicted model, not a curated record. The transcript has 2 exons. Bases 1 to 492 code for a protein of 163 amino acids.